This is a messenger RNA of Naegleria gruberi, 588 nucleotides long. RefSeq lists its product as uncharacterized. The transcript is spliced from 5 exons. Bases 1 to 588 code for a protein of 195 amino acids. Gene Ontology annotation, molecular function: calcium ion binding. The record is from RefSeq and is a predicted model, not a curated record. Lineage: Eukaryota; Heterolobosea; Eutetramitea; Acrasida; Naegleriidae.
AUGGGACAAAAUCAAGGCUCACCAUCAUCUGGACAAUUAAUAAAUAUUCCAUCGUUAUCAAAAGAUUUAUUAGAUAAAUUGGCUCAUCAGACACAUUAUGAUAAGAAGGAAAUUAAACAAUUACAUACUCAAUUCUAUUCCGAAGUACCUAAUGGGGCUAUACCUAAAGAGGAUUUUUGUCAAUUAACGGAAUUGAUGGGAAUUAAAGAUCCAUUCAUAACUUCAUUGGUAUUUAAUGCUUUUGAUAGAAAUUGUGAUUCGAGUAUUUCAUUUGAUGAGUUUUUGAUAUCGAUGAGUAUAAUGACAAGAGGAAAUGCUGAUGAAAAAUUGGAAUUUGCUUUCAAGUUAUAUGAUCUCAAUCAUGAUGGAUAUAUUUUGAAAAGUGAAAUGACAAGAAUUGUAACAGCUCUUUAUCAAAUGUUGGGUGAUUUACUGACAUUGCAAGGUGAUUUUGAUAAACCUUCAAAACUUGUAGAUAAAAUCUUUGAGGAAAUGGACACAAAUAGAGAUGGAAAAUUGACUUUUGAGGAAUAUAAAAUUGGAGCAAAGAAAUGCCCAGAAAUUGUAAAUGGACUAGCACUUUUCUAA